Onthophagus taurus is the source of this 2519-nucleotide messenger RNA. The record is from RefSeq and is a predicted model, not a curated record. Lineage: Eukaryota; Metazoa; Arthropoda; Insecta; Coleoptera; Scarabaeidae.
UUAUGAUAAGAUAUUAAAACAUUGAUGUAGGAUUAUAAAAAUUUCCCGAAAAAAAUUUUUAAGUGAGAAAGUGUUGAAUUUACAUAUAAACCCAAAAUCAUUUUUUUUUUUUAAAUCGUACCAAUUGCAUUUUUGAGAGUUAAGAGACGAUUUAUAUCUUAAAUUGUAGCUAAAAGAUUGCAGUUUAUGAUAAGAUAUAAAAACGUAAUAACAUAGAUCUUGGUGGAUUCUAGUGAUUCUUUGAAUACAUUUUUGUCUGGCAUCUCGUUUUGCUUUGGAUAGCCAUCCUAUAUUUUGCGUCGUACCACUCAGCAGCUUCUCCAAAACAUCAUUUCUGCUAUUAGCAUUCUUCGAGUUGUGUCUUUGUCUCUCACCCACACUUAAGAAUAUUUUUCUUUGUCUGUAUUUUUGGGUUUUCUCAUUCCACAUUUAUUGUAUUCUUCUUCUAGUUUAUUUAACAUGUAUCUCAUAUACUCUUCGUCCUUUGCAAAAACUAUAAGGUUUGGCUUAUCGUUAUUUGACGUUCUUUGAAACUGAGGUUAAGAACAAAAUUUUUUUUCUUGAAACGAUUUAGAUUAAAAAAAAUGAAACUUUUUGAGGUGAUGUUAUACCAAAUUAGAACACGUUCUCUGACCCAGAAAAGCAUAAAAUAAUUAUUGAUUAAUAUAACAAUUAUUAGGAUGUUUCGUCAAACGUGAAGUUAGACAUAAAUCGCUGAUUAAUCUUUGACAAUUAUUUUAUUUUUAAUAAAAUUAUUAUUAUGCUAAGAAAGCUCUCCCCGAAUAAAUUAAAGAAAAAAGAGUCUCUCACAAAAAAGAAAGACGAUUCAACAGACAUCCCAACGUUGGAAAACGCCCCUUACGAAGGCAAAAAGAAAAAAUCUAAAAAGAGACAUCACAGCCCCAAAAAAAAUAAGUCACAAGAAAAAAUCGUCGAGAAAAUAAAGCACAAAAAAGUUGAUAUAGAAUCCACCGGAACUGAAAGUAGUAGUGAAUCUUCAAGAAAUCAUCAUCAUCGGAAAAUAUCGCACCAUUCCCCUCAUAGAAAAGAAAAACUCGCAGCUUUUCAUUCGGAAGUAACUAAUAUUUUAAAUUCAAAUUUAAAUCAGAAAUUGGCUGUAAAACUCCCGAUUUGUUCGAGAAAACAUGAUGUUGCAACGAACAAAACGAAAUAUUCACCAUCAACUUCUCAAUACAUCAGCGAAAUCGCCACCCAACAUCCAAUUUGUCAAAUUCCCAUUUUGACCCAACACCCUGAAUUGGAAAUGUUAAAAGAUGCCGGUGAUCAAACUGCAAUGAAUUCCAACGAACAACAAACUCAAAUCACGUCGGAAAUUACGCAUUUUAGUAAUCAAUAUAAAUAUCCGAUUAAUCCUUGUACUUUGAUGAAACGAUUAGAGGGUUUAGAUCAAAGGAUAUGCCCAAAAAAUUCUUUAGAAGUCAAUAGUACAAGUCCUUUCGUUCAUGCGGCUUGUCAACCUUGUGUUGAGGAAUUAAAUAAAGUUGAAGAAGUAAAAGUGAUUGAAUCGGAAUCACAACAAAAUUAUGAUGAAGCAACGAAAGAAGUUGAUUAUGAAGUUGUUUUUGAACCAUUUGAUUGCUCGGCUUUUAAUAAAUCAUUCAUUAAAAGUUCUGCACCUACUCCUAAGAUGAUUUCAGAAAUAAAUACUUGCCAUUAUAGCAAAACCAAUCAACCAUGUCAAACUAGUUUACAAAAUAAUUUUCAAUCAAAUCUACAAAGUACUUGUAUACAAAGUAAUUUACAAACGUGCAUACAAAGUAAUUUACACCCUUGUAUUCAAACAAAUCAAAAAAGUUUGAUUCAAAAAAAUCAAACCCUUCAAACUUCGAAAGAUUCGACUUGCAUUCAAGCCCAAAUACAACAAAACCAAUUUUUGCAAACUCAGAAACAAAGUUGUGAUCGAAAUUGUCAAGUUUUAGAGAAUCAAUUUCAAAAUUUUAAUGUAAGUCAUCAUCGGAAAUAUAACGUUGAAUAUUCGGCAAAAAAAAAACAUGGAUUUCCUAAUUAUGUUCAUCAAUCAAUUUAUAAAACUCGUAUUGCUCAACCGAAAUAUGUUUCAAAAUCGAUACGAUGCGAUGAAAAUUUUGGUAUGCCUUGUCCUGGGUUAAAAAGUAGUUAUGAUGAAUCUGGGUUGGAUAAGAAGAUGAUUAUGAUACGAUUAUUACCGAGAAAAGAGACGUAUUGUUGUUGGGGGAGAAGAAGUAGUUGGGAAGGAAAUAAAAUCGGUGAAAGUAAUUUUUUUUAAUAAAAUAAAACCUGUAAUUUUAUUUACAGAUUUAUUACUAAUCCAAUAUCAAAUAUUUCAUCAUCACCUAUAAUUAUUUAAUACAGAUAAACACCGAGAAAACAACAAAAUCUCACCAAAUCCACAGAGUUGACCUAUUUUAACCAAUUUUAAUACUUUAAGAUUAAGAUAAGAUUACUUGUUUAAUAUUAUCAUAAACUCUACAUUUAAAGUGAUUUAAUUUUGGUAUAAAUUUAAUACGGAUUUUAUGUUU